AUGGCUAAAAAACAAGCAGGAGAGAACUCCAAAAAGGCCGCUGGGAACGCACGCAAGACCGAGCAGGCCAACAAGAAAAAGCAAGAUGCCCUCGAUGCAUUAGAGCAGGAAGAAAGCGGCAAAUGGGAACAAGGCUCGAAAAAGGGCAACAAGAAACAAGAAGACGAGCAAUUCAAAAAGGAGGAAGCGGCACGCAAGAAAAAGGAACGCGAUGCCUUGUUAGCUGCUGAAGAAGCAAGCAUGCCCUCAAAACCACAGAGCCUGAAACAGAGAGGCGCGGCCAAAGUCGCAAGUAAGAGGACGGGCAAGAUUGACGACUUUAUAGACUUUAACAAGGACACGCCCGAGUUGAGUGCUUCUGGUUUGGACGAUGCGCUCGCUGCGUUGGCGUUGACUGAAAAAAAUGCCGGAGUCUCAGCCAAGGACAUUGAUAGACACCCCGAGAGACGAGUCAAGGCCGCGUACAAUGCCUACGAGGAGCGGAGAUUACCUGAGAUUAGAAAGGAAAACCCCGGGUUGAGGUUGCAGCAGAUCAAGAACUUGGUGUUUAAGGAGUUCCAGAAGCUGGACGAGAACCCCAUGAACCAACAGGGUAAUGUUGCUCAUAAUGCGUCGCAAGACGAGGUGGAGAAGAAGAAAAAGGACCUCCGAGAAUCUCGAGAGAAGAAGUUUACAUAG
Molecule: messenger RNA, 678 nt
Organism: Lodderomyces beijingensis
Lineage: Eukaryota; Fungi; Ascomycota; Pichiomycetes; Serinales; Debaryomycetaceae
Source: the annotation of a GenBank genome assembly